GAAAUUUCCAUGGUGUGACGGAAACAUGGAAAGGCUAGCAACAGAGACGGAAUGAGAAUUAGAGGAAAGUUCAGAAUUUUAACAUAAUAGAGGAGAGGCACGGCCACACACAUCGUUUCAGAGAGGAAGAGCUACCUUCACCAUUCCUCGCACUCUCUUUUGAUCAUAUCCCUCAUCCUCUUCCUCGCCCAAUUCGCAGCUGGUUUCUCAUCCAUUUUCUGCAAUCUGAUAGUUAUUAGUUAUUCGUGGAGGAGGCCGGAUAUUGAGCCUGGACUAGUUCGAGUUGUUUGAUCUGUUUUCAGCUGUAUUGGGUCCUAGGACGAGGUGAUGGAAGAGAGCCGAGUGUGCCAGGGGAGCGUGAUUAGAUCCCUUCUGUCAAUUCUUCAAUGGUGGGCUUUCAAUGUGACUGUAAUUAUCAUGAAUAAGUGGAUCUUCCAGAAAUUGGACUUCAAGUUUCCACUUACAGUAUCCUGUGUCCACUUCAUCUGCUCAGCAAUGGGAGGACACGUGGUGAUUAAGGUGCUGAAACUAAAACCCCUGAUAAGUGUUGACCCGGAAGAUCGUUGGAGAAGAAUCUUUCCAAUGUCCUUUGUGUUCUGUAUAAACAUAGUGUUGGGGAAUGUGAGCUUAAGAUACAUUCCAGUUUCUUUUAUGCAGACAAUAAAGUCAUUCACACCUGCAACCACCGUUGUUUUGCAAUGGCUUGUUUGGAGAAAACAAUUUGAUUGGCGUAUUUGGGCUUCUCUUGUACCCAUUGUCGGUGGGAUCCUUCUCACAUCCAUCACAGAGCUUAGUUUUAAUAUGUUCGGAUUUUGUGCUGCAUUAUUUGGCUGUUUGGCAACAUCUACAAAGACCAUUCUUGCGGAGUCUCUUCUACAUGGGUACAAGUUUGACAGCAUAAACACAGUUUAUUACAUGGCACCUUCUGCAACCAUGAUCAUGGCACUACCAGCAAUGUUAGUUGAAGGCAAUGGAGUUCUCGAUUGGUUUAAUACUCAUCCUUAUCCUUGGUCGGCCCUUACCAUUAUUUUAGGCUCGGGGGUUUUGGCUUUCUGCCUUAACUUUUCGAUCUUUUAUGUAAUUCACUCCACAACUGCUGUCACGUUCAAUGUUGCCGGAAACCUCAAGGUUGCAGUCGCAGUCCUUGCUUCCUGGCUGAUAUUUAAGAACCCAAUUUCGGCUUCAAAUGCUUUUGGAUGUGCCGUGACUCUUGUUGGAUGUACUUUCUAUGGCUACGUCAGGCAAAUGCUGUCCCGGCAACCCCCACCAGUUCCUGGAACACCCCGAACCCCGCGAACUCCUAGGACGAAGAUGGAGCUGCUUCCUCUUGUAAAUGAUAAAUUAGAUGACAAGGUCUGAUUUACAUGCUUUGUGAAACUUCUCUGCCGUUUGCCUCGCGGCAGUAGAUUAAUAUUUUUCACCUUUACAGUUAUUUGUUCCAUUAGAUCACUCACAACACAUAAUAUUUUUCCUUAGAUCUCCAUCUUUGUUUUCCGGCUUCUCUAUUCACUCAAGUUCUUCUCUUCAUAAGGAUUCUCCUUUUUUGGGCUCUAUUUAACGGUGAACAGGGUUUGAACCUGUAGGCCCAUGGUUGAUUCAUAAUAGCAUGUAAUUUCUGUUAGUUGUAAUUAUCAUUCGGUGAAGUUUACAA
Molecule: messenger RNA, 1651 nt
Organism: Prosopis cineraria
Lineage: Eukaryota; Viridiplantae; Streptophyta; Magnoliopsida; Fabales; Fabaceae
Product: UDP-galactose transporter 1-like
Exons: 5
Coding region: 328-1359 (343 amino acids)
Cellular component (GO): Golgi apparatus
Molecular function (GO): antiporter activity
Source: RefSeq, a predicted model, not a curated record